AUGGUCGGUGCCGGGCGGACCCGCUAUUGCACCCCCUCCAGCAUCACUCCCACCAUGAACUGUCGUGCAGAGGUGCUGGAGGUGUCAGUGGAGGGUCGGCAGGUGGAGGAGGCCAUGCUGGCAGUGCUCCACACCGUCCUGCUGCACCGCAGCACCGGCAAGUUCCACUACAAGAAGGAGGGCACCUACUCCAUCGGCACCGUGGGCACCCAGGACGUGGACUGUGACUUCAUCGACUUUGCCUAUGUCCGUGUCUCCUCUGAGGAGCUGGACCGGGCCCUCCGCAAGGCUGUCGGGGAGUUCAAGGACGCGCUGCGCAACUCAGGCAGCGAUGGGAUGGGGCAGAUCUCCCUGGAGUUCUACCAGAAGAAGAAGUCACGCUGGCCCUUCUCAGAUGAGUGCAUCCCCUGGGAGCUUUGGACCAUCAAGGUGAACGUGGUGAACCUGGCUAAUGAGCAGGAGCGGCAGAUCUGCCGGGAGAAGGUAGGCGAGAAGCUCUGUGAGAAGAUCAUCAACAUAGUGGAGGUGAUGAACCGCCAUGAGUACCUGCCCAAGAUGCCCACCCAGUCAGAGGUGGACAACGUCUUUGACACCAGCCUGAAGGACGUGCAGCCCUAUCUGUACAAGAUCUCCUACCAGAUCACGGACUCCCUGGGCACCUCAGUCACCACCACCAUGCGCCGGCUCAUCAAGGACACGCUGGCUCUCUAG
Molecule: messenger RNA, 711 nt
Organism: Charadrius vociferus (killdeer)
Lineage: Eukaryota; Metazoa; Chordata; Aves; Charadriiformes; Charadriidae
Gene: ATG101
Product: autophagy related 101
Exons: 3
Coding region: 1-711 (236 amino acids)
Biological process (GO): autophagy; autophagosome assembly
Cellular component (GO): phagophore assembly site
Source: RefSeq, a predicted model, not a curated record